Messenger RNA from Penicillium odoratum, 4281 nucleotides. RefSeq names its product putative TMEM1 family protein. The record is from RefSeq and is a predicted model, not a curated record. Lineage: Eukaryota; Fungi; Ascomycota; Eurotiomycetes; Eurotiales; Aspergillaceae. Gene Ontology annotation, biological process: early endosome to Golgi transport; intra-Golgi vesicle-mediated transport. Bases 1 to 4281 code for a protein of 1426 amino acids. Gene Ontology annotation, cellular component: TRAPPII protein complex. The transcript has 4 exons.
AUGGACCCCUCGCAGGCGGCCUCGAGCAAUGUGACCGUGGAAUACACGGAUCCAUCGGAAAUAUUUCCCCAGGUUCAAUCCAUCAUCGAAUCGAAACUUCCCCUGAAAAACCUCCACUGGAAAUCACCAACUCGCCCCGUCCGUUCAAUCGAAUCGCUCCGCAUCGGCUUCGUUUCUGCGCAGACCGAAAGCACAGAACCCAAACCAUCCAGUGAUGGUGCUGGUACAGUACCACAUAGGCGACAUCAAAUCCCUGGCUUGCGACAAACUCCAUACUUGAAGGUCUACCUCCUCCGCUGUGACGACAACGACACAUACAAAGCUACAGCGCGCAAAGCACUACGCGAAUGGAUCAAGGCUCAGGGCGCAUCGACCACGUCGCAAUCUACUGGCGCUACUGGCAGCAGCCAGGAAAAGCACGAUGCCUUCGAGUGGCUCAUUUUACAUGUUGUUCAGGACGGAGAGGGUGCGGAGAAGGCACCCACUCCUACCUCGAAAUGGGGCCGGGGCACAACUAGCAUCCUGGAAAAAGUCAAGGCCGAUUUCAAUGGAUCGUCUAAGACUGCUGUAGAUCGGGUUGCACAGCUGCGGUUGCCUAAGACAGGGACGACCAAAUCCCCUGAAUUGGCUGAGCAGCUGGAAGAUUUGAUUGACAAGAUGAAGAAUGGGAUUCUGGCUUCGUUUGAUCUGCGUGUGGCUCAGUAUGAAGAGGAUAUCAAGGAAAAAGAUUCUCAGCGCAGUCUUCCGGGGUGGAAUUUUUGUACCUUCUUCAUACUCAAGGAAGGUCUUGCGCGUGGAUUCGAGAAUGUUGGUCUCUUUGAUGAUGCCCUGGUCGGGUAUGAUGAAUUAUCUGUCGGUUUAGAUGCGGCAAUUCGAGAUCAGGUCGAAGGAAAUGUUGGGCAGCAUGGUGGUGAACUCCUGACUUCCAGCAGUAUCCUGAUAGAAGAAGCCAAAAAGGCACUCGAGGCUGGACCGACCGACGACAGUCAGGAGAUUGAAGCUCCCCAGCUCCAAAUUCGACCAGAAGAUUAUCCACUCAUUUCCACCAAGCUGCCGUAUCGUGAGAUGAUCCUUGGGAGCAACAUCUCCAUCUUCAACUUCCGCACGUAUCUCUUCUCGCGACAAUUGGCUUUGCUUCUACGAGCUGCAAGAGCUCCAUCACUCUUUGGAAAUGAGACAGCCGCUCGUGAUAAAAAGCCGGAAAACCUCAUGCUACUCUCUGAGAUUUGCGAAAGGUCCACGGAUUUCAUCAGUCUCGCCGCCCGAACUCUUCGCUAUGAUCUUGAGGCUGGAUUGGAGGAUGUGAAAAAUGACGCCAAGGCGAAUUUCAUCGACAAUACUGUGUCUUCGUGGGCUUAUUCGGCGGCCUUGCAAAUUCUCGAUCAGACCUUCACUACCAGUCUCACGAUUCCUGAAUCCUCUCUUCACGCUGCGGCACAGGUGGCAGAUUCCUCAAGCUCAGGUGCACCGACCACAGAAAGCCGCGCCGAGGUGCCUCGCCGGAUGAGCUCAAUAACAUCAGGCUCUCGUGGUGGUCGACCAGUGACGCAGGAUAUGUCCGAUGUAAGCUCGCUCAAGCGCAGAUCAACUAUAGACCAUCCAAAGCAAGCCCCCUUCGCGCAAAAGACCGGUUCUGAACAGCUGGCAUCUGGGAGGGGAGCCCUGUUUCUGUUUGCCCGCAGAUCCCUUGAGGAAAUUGCUCGCCGGCGGGGCUGGUCACAGAACUGGACUGACCUUAGCCUCCUCUUUGAUGAUGGUCAUCGUUCUGCAGGCGGUCUAUCAGAUGUCUCUCUGGAUGAAAACGAAUCUAAUCCACUGGACAUGGAGAACAUGCAGUCCUCUCUGAUUGGCAUUGAGUUGCCCGCAUUGAAGGCCGCAUUGAAAUCAAAGGAUACAUUCUUGUCGUUCUAUGAGACCCUCACCGAUCGACUUAUCUGCCACAACAUGGCAGCAAGUCGUGCUAACUCUACUGAAGUCGCACUCGCCGACAUUGCCAUUUUACGGUUCCGCCAGGGCGACUACGAGACAGCUGCUUCAUAUUUCCACCAGAUGGCACCAUUUUACGGCAGUAAACUUUGGACGGUCCUGGAGGGUACCAUGCUAGAGCUCUAUGCGCGGUGCUUGAAGGAACUCAACCGCCAUGAAGACUAUGUUCGUAUGGUGCUGAAAUUACUCUCCAAGUACGCAUCAUAUUCACAGUCACAACUCUCGGACAGACAAAGGGCUUUGUCUACCCCAACUUCAAUAUUAGGUCAGGAACAGCUGUCUGGCUAUGUUUCUGAUCUUUUCCAAGGCCUGGGUUGUCUACAGAAGGAUGUUACGACAUCUUUGGUUGAUUUCUUCGCGGACCUACAAAUUGAUCCGGCGAUCCGACUCUAUGAUGACAAGGAUGGAUUCCAAAUCCAGAUGGCCUUGCGCUUUUUACUGGGCCCGCAGAUUGAGAUCAAUUCAAUCAAGAUCAGGCUGGUUAGCGCCAGCUCGUCGCAAAAUUCGGAGCAUUGGAUAGAAGGAUCUACCAAUUUUGUGAUCAAGUCGACGAAGACGAAGAUUCUUAUUGAUUCGCCGACAACUCUUCAAGGCAAAUAUGUUGUGGACCGCCUGGAGAUGAAAGCUGGAAACCUUGUUUUCGCGUUCAACAGCAACCAACAUUCAUACCUGCCAGUGGGAUUCCGGGCGGCAGAUAGUGCAGACGGCACCGAUCUGCGUCCUUAUAUAUACUGCUACCCUCCACCAGAUGGCCUUCAGGCGAAGGUUGUGUCGCCACAUCUAAUCAAUCUCGAGGCCAUGCGCACGCUGGAGCUGGAACUCUCUAGCGGGCGUAAUGACAUCAAGAGUGGCACAAUCCGUUUGCGACCGGCGACAGCAGGACUCCGCCUCAGAAUUUCGGAGGCAGAAGUUGUGGAGGGAGAGCUAGAAGUCGCGGUGAACAACGACUCUGGAGCAAUCGAGUUUACACACCUGCCGACCCGAUCAUUUGUACGACUACGGAUCCCUUACACGGUAGAGGAGGCUUUCGCGACGCUUUCUGCACGGGCAGAGGUCACGUAUGAGACAGAAAAGGGCCGAUUCGCUUCUUUGACCGUGCAUGAUGUGGUUGCCACGCUUCCCAUAUCAGUCAACGUGCAGGACAUCUUCAAGGAUGAAAUGCUUUUCUCGCGUUUCACAGUGAGCCCCGCCAUGCUGAUCCCUCUCCGAAUCACCAAUUGCAGCCUGCCAAGCUCAGAUGCCUAUGAUGUGCAAUCUAGUAUUACGGGCCCCGUCGCUCUUGACGUUUUUCCUAAACAGCCCGCGUCCCUCCUUUACAAGAUCCGUCCUUUGGAGGGCACAACCGUCCCUGCCUCGGGCAAGCGCAAUCUUCGCCUGCGUGUUGAUUUUACGUGUGUGGAUGACGAGUGCUUCGAUGCGAUUGAAAAAUUGUUUGUGGCGGCAAUUGAUUCCAGCCCGUAUAGUCAAUAUGCAUCUCUCCUCGCGUCACAUCUUGUCGGCAGUUUCCGGGCUCGACUAUCUACUUCGGACAUGGAAGUGAUUGGCCUUGUGAGAGAAUUGGAUAUGCUCCCGUACCGGACUGUGCGAUGGGAAAAUUUGUUGGACGGGCUCAAGGAGCGCGGCGAGGAAGUACGCCAGUGGUUGAUGGAGUGGCACGAGCGCAACUCUAUCAUCCGUCUCCCGUUGCAAUCCACCAUCCCCACCCGCUGCAUUAUCAUCCCUGUUGAAAUCCCCGAAAUUCAAGUGGUCCAUACAGCCGAGCUGCAGCUUCAGCUAGGGCUCGAUAGGUCUUCUGCCGGAUCCUCCCACGCGGCUGUGGGCCAGAUGAUCCCAGCUGAAUUGACCCUCCGCCACACUCGCCGCUGGUGCUCCCCAACCACCCAAGAGUAUGCAGAUCACCCACUCGAAUGCUCCUACGAGAUCCAUGCCAAUCCCGAACUUUGGCUUCUGGGUGGUCGUCGACGCGGUAACUUCUUAGCACGUGAUGGUGAAUCUACUACCUUCACCAUCCUUCUACUCCCCCAAAAGCCUGGUCAUCUUCUCCUGCCCAGCCUGGAGAUCCGCACAUUUGCCCCUUCGCCUCUGCAGAUCUCUAAGACGGACUCCACCACAGGAGCUCCCGCGGGACCAACCCAGCGACACCCGAUUCCCUGUGAAGUUGAUUAUCGCAAUCACGGGGAGACGGUUCUAGUGCUGCCAGAUCUACGCAAGACCACGGUCAGCCUCAGCGCCUCGGGCAGUCCGGGUGGGGCGUCAUGGCUGGUGGAUUCGGAGAGACGAGCUGAGGUGCACUGA